AUGGGAGGCGGUGGGAUUGCCCGAUCCCUGCCCUGGCGGAGGGGAAACGCUCUGCUGCUGCCUCUGCUGCUGCUGGGUGCCCAGGGCCAGGGCAGCACGCCUAGCCCCAGGUGUGACUGUGCUCGUGACUUCCAGAAGAAUGGUCUGUUGUGUUGCAGGGGCUGUCCAGCAGGGCACUACCUGAAGGACCCCUGCUGGAAGCCCUGUGGCGACUCCACUUGCCUUCCCUGCCCCCAGGGCACCUUCUUGUCUUGGGAGAACCACCAUGAGAGACACUGUAUCCGCUGCCAGGCCUGUGAUGAGCAGGCCUCACAGGUAGCCCUGCAGAACUGCUCCACAGUGACGGAUACCCGCUGCGGCUGUGAGCCUGGCAGGUUUGCUGAGUGCUCAUUCAGACAGUGUGUUGCCAGUUCACCCUUCCGCUGCCGCCCUUGCUCAGAUUGUGGGGCCCUGCACCGCCACACACAGCUGCCCUGUUCUGACAGAGAUGCUGCCUGUGGGACCUGCCUGCCUGGCUUCUAUGAACAUGGUGGCGGCUGCGUGUCCUGCCCCACGAGUACCCUUGGGAGCUGUCCUGAGCCCUGUGUUGCUGUCUGUGGCUGGAGGCAGAUGUUCUGGGUCCAGGUACUCCUGGCUGGCCUGUUGGUCCUACUCCUGCUGGGGGCCACCCUGACCUAUGCUUACUGCUGCUGUCAGCCUCAGAAGCCCAUGGUUCCUGUGGAUGAAGCUGAAAUGGAGGCCUUGACCCCACCACCGGCCACCCACCUCUCACUCUCGGACGGCACCCACACCUUUCUGGUGCCCCCCAGCAGCAGUGAGAAGGUCUGCACUGUCCAGUUGGUAGGCAAUAACUGGACCCCUGACUCCACCCAGACCCAGGAGGCACCCUGCCCGCAGGUGGCUUGGUCCUGGGACCAGCUGCCCAGCAGAGCUCUUGGCCCGCCCCCUGAGUCCGCGCUUUCGCCAGCGCCCCCUGCAGGCUCGCCCGCCGCCGCCCUCCAGCCGGGCCCGCAGCUCUACGACGUGAUGGACGCGGUCCCCGCACGGCGCUGGAAGGAGUUCGUGCGCACGCUGGGGCUGCGCGAGGCGGAUAUCGAGGCCGUGGAGGUGGAGAUCGGCCGCUUCCGCGACCAGCAGUACGAGAUGCUCAAGCGCUGGCGCCAGCAGCAGCCCGCGGGCCUGGGCGCCGUCUAUGCGGCUCUGGAGCGCAUGGGUCUGGACGGCUGCGCCGAAGACCUGCGCAGCCGCCUGCAGCGCGGCCCGUGA
Galeopterus variegatus (Sunda flying lemur) is the source of this 1266-nucleotide messenger RNA. It is a transcript of the gene TNFRSF25, whose product is annotated as tumor necrosis factor receptor superfamily, member 25. NCBI's taxonomy places the organism in Eukaryota, Metazoa, Chordata, Mammalia, Dermoptera, Cynocephalidae. Bases 1 to 1266 code for a protein of 421 amino acids. The record is from RefSeq and is a predicted model, not a curated record. The transcript is spliced from 10 exons. Gene Ontology annotation, molecular function: protein binding. Gene Ontology annotation, cellular component: plasma membrane. Gene Ontology annotation, biological process: signal transduction.